CGACGCAGGCCCCUCCUCCUGGAGACCUGCAGCCGGGAGCUGCCUCCGCGGAGAUCCGGGACCCAGGGGCUAAGGAGUGAGGGCCGCGCGUGCGGUCCGCUGGCGGCGUCAUGAAGCUGACGCGGAAGAUGGUCCUGUCCCGGGCCAAGGCCUCGGAGCUGCACAGUGUGCGGAAGCUCAACUGCUGGGGCAGCCGCCUCACAGAUAUCUCCAUAUGCCGGGAGAUGCCCAGCCUGGAGGUGAUCACGCUCAGCGUCAACAGUGUCUCCACCCUGGAGCCAGUGAGCCGCUGCUGCCGCCUGAGCGAGCUAUACCUGAGGAGGAACCGCAUCCCCAGCCUGGACGAGCUCUUCUACCUGAAGGGGCUGCCACACCUCCGGGUGCUGUGGCUGGCUGAGAACCCGUGCUGUGGCCCCAGCCCGCACCUCUACCGCAUGACGGUGCUGCGCAACCUGCCGCACCUGCAGAAGCUGGACAACCAGGCGGUGACCGAGGAGGAGCUGACCCGUGCGCUAAUGGAGGGGGAUGAGAUCACGGCCGCCCCGGAGAGGGAGGGCCCGGGCCCGGGCCGGUGCGAGCCACCUGACACCGUGAGCUCCCUCAGCUGUGCCACUGAGACCUACCGGGACUCGCUGAGCUGUGUGGACGAAGAGGCAGACUGCGUCCAGGACCACCUUAGCCUGAAGAACCCUGCCGAGGACCAGUUUCCAUCCUUCGUACAGAGGAGCACCGUGAGCGGCCCCAGGAACAGGAAUGUGCUGACAGCUGUGCUGCUGCUGCUGCGGGAGCUGGACACGGAGGGGCUGGAGGCCGUGCGGCAGGCCGUGGGCAGCCGCCUGCAGGCACUGCACAGGCAGGAGCUGCGGGAGGACGCAGAGUGACGGCGGAUCCUGGACGGCCCACAGCGCCUGGCCCACUCUAGAGCUCCUGUCUGCACACCAGACAAAGGCAGGAAGGUGUCAGAUGUCGGCGGGCAGACCUGGCUCCAGCGCCCGGGCUGUUGGAGAUGCCCACUCACACCAGGACCAUCCCGACUCAAACGCAGAAGCCACAGGGGUCUGGGCUUGGCCUGCUGCCCUCCCCGUAAAGCACUUCCUGUCUGACCCGGAGUGGACAGCUUGGUGGCAGGUGUGGCCUUGACGUUCCCCUCAGGGGUUGGCCCACUCUGCAGCUUCUGAGGUGUUUGUGCCAUUUUGGUCCUUAGCCACUGGGGAGCCUUCCAGAGGGAUGUCUGCCCUCGGGUCUCGAGCUGGCAUCGUGGCCACCACCAGAAAGGACAGUUUCUUCUCAGCAGUGCCGGGCAGGAUUCCUCUUCAUUUUUCUGUCUUCUAAGGAACCUGCAGUGGUGGGGGCGGGUGUUCUGAGCCUGUGAGGGCCGUGGGCACCCUUGUCCACCAGUCCGGACAGGGAGGGGACGGCAUUGCUAGGAGCUGGGGUAACAACACUGCCCUGGGCUGUCCUGGGGCCCCCACGGCCAGGGACUUGUCUACUGGAGGAGCAGCCUCCUGCCAAGGGAUAGGAGUGGCUGAUCUGAGGCAUGCACGCGCCUUCUGCCCUCCUCGUGGGGUCAGGACCCUGACUCCGAGGGGCCCACAGCCAUGCUGCUGAGCACCCGUUGGGUCAUGAGCCAGCCAUGGUGACUGCCCUCCCGAGGCCAGGACAUCUGGGCUGUCACACUGGUGACAAGGCUGAGCCCUGUUUCAAGCUUAGUUGCGGUCCCUUGCACAUUCUUCAGGAUGAGGUGUGGCCUCCAAGGGUGGGAAGCAAGGGGUCACAGUGCAGGCCAUCUAGGGUGGACAGUCCCCAGCUUGUGCCUGCCGCCUCUGGUCACUAAGAUGAAUAAAGCGCCAUCCCUGUUGGGCAGGGAGUGAUUUUAACUCCAGAAUGUCCCUGCCCCAGGCCUGCACUCCCUGCUCCCUCCUGUCCCACACACCUUCGGGACUACAUCAGGGAAAGACCCCCAGAUACACUUCCUGAACUUCCACAUAGCCCGAAGGUGGG
Molecule: messenger RNA, 2001 nt
Organism: Fukomys damarensis (Damara mole-rat)
Lineage: Eukaryota; Metazoa; Chordata; Mammalia; Rodentia; Bathyergidae
Gene: Cfap410
Product: cilia and flagella associated protein 410
Exons: 7
Coding region: 111-881 (256 amino acids)
Biological process (GO): cytoskeleton organization
Molecular function (GO): protein binding
Source: RefSeq, a predicted model, not a curated record